Molecule: messenger RNA, 534 nt
Organism: Suillus clintonianus
Lineage: Eukaryota; Fungi; Basidiomycota; Agaricomycetes; Boletales; Suillaceae
Exons: 5
Coding region: 1-534 (177 amino acids)
Source: RefSeq, a predicted model, not a curated record
AUGAAGUCAGGCAGUGUUCAGCGUGCAUGUGCGAGAAAAAGAACGUCCAGCAAGGACGGAUAUGCCAUAAGCAGAGAAGGGGAUAGCGGCCUCAUCAGUGAACAUGUCCUCCGAGAUGUUGGAGAACACGACAGCGUUACGAUUGAGUACUGCCGAUGUUCCUCGUGCUUCCAGUCAAAAUCUUUGACUGGUCGUGACGUGAGAAACCCUGCCACACAACACAGUGCACAAGUGACAACGGAACUUCGGUGUUCUGGUGUAUCAGACUGGUGUCAGCCCAACGGAUCGAGGCCCGACGGCGUCCUAACUGGUACCACGUGCUUUCCUGAUAUGUACUACGUACUCGGUGGGGACAGUCCACAUGCGGUGAUGCCCAAUGUAUGGUACCCCCUUCUACAGGGCACGAUCAUGCACCCGAAUGAGCAUCUUGGUGCUGCUAUGGGUUGGGUGACGGAGGACGAACCGAACACAGGUGCCCGAUUACUAUAUGAAACUUAUGUAUACAUGAAACUAAUCACUAUCCGAUGUAUCUGA